This is a messenger RNA of Siniperca chuatsi (mandarin fish), 2398 nucleotides long. It is a transcript of the gene ccdc174, whose product is annotated as coiled-coil domain containing 174. The record is from RefSeq and is a predicted model, not a curated record. The transcript is spliced from 11 exons. The coding region runs from base 236 to 1957 and encodes 573 amino acids. NCBI's taxonomy places the organism in Eukaryota, Metazoa, Chordata, Actinopteri, Centrarchiformes, Sinipercidae. Gene Ontology annotation, cellular component: nucleus.
CUGUUCUGGAGUGUGGAUCAGUCAGUAAAACAUAAUCUACAAUUUUCCAGGGAGACAGAAAUGUUCCAGGUCAUGAAGAUUUUAAAAGGACUUAAAUAGACUUAUAUAAAAAAAAGACGCCACGCGUUGGCGGUAAAGCGACAUUUUGCUAGCGAGAGAACCACCAACGAAGAAGUCGCGGACCGGUAACGCAGCAGUGGCUCGGAGAUUAUGGCGUAGAAAACAAUUAGUAAACAUGGAUAAAAAGAAGAAACCCUUUGAUGUGACUGCUUCAUCGCUAGUGGACCUUAAAGCUGAACUGUACAGAAAGCAGGAACAAUUCAAACAGGAAAAACUUGGGCAAGAAAGUGCUGGUACUGGAUUCACAUCAAAAUCCAAAGUCAAGAAACCCAAUGUCUGGAUCAAACAAAAUGCGGGUGUUUCUGCAAGAGCUGAAAAAGAUGCAGAGCAGCUGGCUGAGGAGCAGAGCAGCCUUGAUACAGCAAAACGCAAGUUGGAGGAGAAGGCCAAACUCUAUGAGCAAAUGACAAAAGGAGACUUUCCAGAUGAAGAGACGGAGGGACUCUUCCUGGUUGACUUCACCCAGAAAAUUAUCGACAAAAAGAGAGAAACACUUGCACAGAAGGAAACAGAAAGAGAUGAUAAGGAAAGAGACAACUCAUCUGCUAUCCCUCCUCCUCAAAACCCAGCAGAGGAAUGGGUGGAUUAUGUGGACGCUUUGGGCCGAUCUCGAAGAUGCAUGAAGAAAGACCUGCCAGAUUUUAAGAAAAUGGACCAAGACCUUAAAGGAAAAGGAAAAGCCUCAGCUGACAAGACCAUACUCUCAGAGGACAUGCGUCGAGAGCUGCUGCGACAGGAGUGGGAGAGAGAGGAAGAGGAGGCUAUGAAGAGGCCUGUAGGACCGCUCCACUACGAGGAUAUCAGGGGACAAGAGGCUCGGGAGCUCGGUGUGGGUUACUUUGCGUUCUCUCAAGAUGAAGAGCAGCGCAGAAAGCAGAGAGAAACUCUGGACAUGCUCAGAGACCAGACAACAGAGCAGCGCACUAAGAGGGAACAACUGAAGGAGAAGAGGCAGACCAUCCUGCAGGCCCGACUGGCCAAGUUGAGGCAGAGGAAGAUGAAGAAGGCCAAGCUGGAUGGCACUGAGGAUGAGCUGAGAGAGGAGGAGCAUGAAGGAGAGGAGGGGGAAGGUGAAUUAAUAGGACCCUUGCCUCCACCAGCGGACUCCCCGGAGGUCAGCACAAUGAAGAAAGUGGAAGUGGAAAUCCAGGAAAGGAAGGACACCAAACCAGGAGUUCCUCACGUCAGAGAAUGGGACAGAGGCAAAGAGUUUAUGUUUAGUGAGUGGAAAUCUCGGCGUCGCGAUGAGCGAGAAUCAGAAUUUGCACCGCCCUCUACCUACUUUGCUGAAGGGAAGAGACAAAAACCAGGGAAUAGGGAGAAUAAAUCCAAAAUGUCCUUCAAGUGGACCAAAGGCCCAGGAGGAAUCUCUGAGAGCCAGGAGGAACCGCAAUCUCAGCCUAAAACUGCUCCUUCACCUCCUCAACAAAAUCCACCAACUCCCUCACAAGUACAGACCUCAUCACAGUCAUCACCUUCAGAUCACCCAGCAGAUUCAGCUCCCGUGUCUGCUCCCCCUUUAAAUCCCCAGCACCCCCCUCCUCCAUUUUAUCCUCUGUUUUCUCCUCCUCAGUUUGCUGGACCACCUUACCUGCUUCCUCCGUUUACCCCACAGUACCCAAACCAGUAUCCACCCCAAUAUCCACCCCAAUAUCCACCCCAAUAUCCACCCCAGUAUCCACCCCAAUAUCCACCCCAGUAUCCACCCCAGUAUCCACCUCAGCCGCAGAGCCAGCCUCAGCCUCAGCAGCCCCCCCAGCCUGCAGAUCUCAGCCAGGCCGAGCAGCCUUCGCAGAGUCUAGAUGACAUGCUGUCCUUUUACAGAAACUCUUACUGAUCUUGAAAAUAUCAUGUUUGCUGUGCAGUUGGUUCAUAUUGUGAGUGUAAAUACUGUUGAGGAAAUGACAGAAACAACAGGACACAACGUCUCAGCUCUUUGGAGUCUUAGCAUUUAAUAAAUAUCAGGAAUUUAACUGGACAUUGUUCUGAGGUUUUAGUUUUUUGACUGUUGAUUUUGGUUACGCUCUUAUACAUAUAAAGCCUAUAAAGAUUAUUGAAGUCUGGACACUGAGUUGCAGUAUGAAAAUAUCCACCAGAUGGUACUGAACACCUUCGUUGAGAAAAUCUCUGCAAGUGAGCAGACUGACUGUGCACUGCAGUGAUCGAUCUUAACUGUUGAAGGACAUCAUUCUAGAGCGGCACUUAUUUUCAUUAUUGAUUAAGUCUUGUCUUUAAAAUGUCAUAAAAGAGUGAAAAGUGUCCAUCUCAGAGUCCAAGA